UUCUUGUUGGAGUUUGAUGGGCGGUGGGAUUACAGGAAGCAAAGCCCCAUCUCCACACUCCCCCAGUCCCCCACCCCUCCCCCCUUUCUCUCUAAACCAGGUGAGGUUUAGUGGUCGAUAGUUAUGGUGGUUCGUUCACUUUCAGCUCUCUCUCUCUCUCUCUCGCUCUCUCAAGUUUGCUUUCUCUACAGUGGAUUUGCCCUUUUUUUAAUUAGGUAAGUACAGGGCCCCAUCGAAUUUUCUACUCCUUUUUUAAGAUUUUUUUUUUGGGACAACAGGAUUAAUCUCUUCCACACCAACUCCUCGAUCAGUUGCUUACGUCUUAGGGAAGGGGUUUAAAUUAGUGAAAACGGUGGGUGGGUUUAGCACCAAUAAGGUCAUAAUCAAGGAGAAGGAGAAAACAAAUAUUAUUUUUGAAGGGAAUUUUUGAACUUUGUAGUUUUGUUUGAUUUCUCUCUGUUCGAUUACUUCCCCAUCUUUGAUUUGAUAAGAUGAGUUGAGGUUGUGAAUAGAAAAAAAGAUCCAUGGAUUAAGAAGAAUGUUUCAUGAAGAUGAUGAUGAUUUAGAUCAAGGAAAAAGAGAAAAAGAAAAGUUCACUGUAGAAAUUUAAUGGAAUUGAGAGGUCAACAAGACAAGGAAAUAGGGAUCCCAAUAAGCUCCUUGAGUUAUAAUCCUCCCAUUCGAGAAUCAUCUUUAUCUUCAAAGGUAGUGAUCACACCGGCAGGAAUAGGAGGAGGAGGAGGAGGAGGAGGAGGAGGAGGUGGUGAAGAAAGAAGAAGAGAUGGGACUGGGAAUGGAAAUGGAACUUCAAUUCUCAACCCAUCAUCUCAAACCCUAGAUCAUCAUCGCCAUCUACGUCCCAAGCAGCAGCUUUUCCAGCAUCAUCGUCAUCAACAACAACAACAACAACUAGACCCAGAUCCAGUUCCAGUGGCUAUCUCUGUUGGUGGUGCAACUGGUUUAGCAGCAGUUGCAGGUGGAUCGAACUCGGCAAGGACACCAACAACCCCCAAGAGUUCCGUCACCGUCCGGUAUAGGAAAUGCCUCAAGAACCACGCGGCGACCAUUGGUGGCCAUGUUGUCGAUGGUUGCGGCGAAUUUAUGCCGAGCGGCGAGGAAGGGACUUCGGAGGCCCUAAAAUGCGCGGCUUGCGACUGCCACCGGAAUUUCCACCGGAAAGAGGUAGAAGGAGAGCCCAGAUCUAGCACCGCCGCGGCCACCAAUAGUUAUUACAGCUAUAACACUAGAAUCUCUCCUCCGCCUGCUACUCCACAUGCUCAUCGACCUCAUCAUCAUCCUCAACUGGCUCCCUCGCAACAGCACCAGAAAUUCCAACUGGGCCUUCCUACCAGUCCAUCCAUGGGUUCGAUCCCGCCGACCAUGAUGAUGGCUUACGGUAGCGGCGGCGGUGGCGGAGGCGGAGCAGGGGCGACGGAGUCAUCGAGCGAGGACCUCAACGUUUACAAAUCCAACGCUGGAGGCACUUCUUCGCAACCAACACAACCGUUCGCCCUGUCAAAAAAGAGGUUCAGGACGAAAUUCACGCCCAACCAGAAAGAUAGGAUGUUGGAAUUCGCAGAAAAGUUGGGAUGGAGGAUUCAGAAGCAGGAUGAGCCAGAUGUCCAACAGUUUUGUGAGGAGGUUGGUGUGAAGAGACAGGUUCUUAAGGUUUGGAUGCACAAUAACAAGCAUUCCAUGAAGAAGAAGCAAUCAUCAUCAUCAUAAGAGGAAAUGAAGUUCCUUUGUAUGUUAAUACCAAUUUAGAGAUGAACCAACUUCUAUGAAUGUCUCUAUUGAUCCAUUUUUCUUUCUUCCUCCCCAGUCCUCACUGUUCUUCAUGUGAAAGGUAUGGUAUUCUACUUCUGUAAGUACUUAAAAACACACCCACGAUGCAACCAGACAUUAUUAACCCUACAAUGCACCCACACAGUUUGGUUCCUCUUCUUCUUCUGAAACACUAAGUCAGAAACCCUAGCAGAUAAGCACACAUCACUUUCGGGGAUGAGAGUGGGGAGGUGGGUGAGGAAUGAAAUUAUGAAGAUCACAUUCCCAGCUUGAACGUCCAGAGUUCAAACUUUGCGGCUGAGGAAUAAGGAGAGGAGAUAAGGCUGGUCCCAAGAACACGCCCACUUUGUCUCAACUCAAAGGCAACCGCAUUCAUUGUAUUCAGACACAGUUAAUGAAUCAGAAAAAGGGCCACUUGCCCUGACGUUUAUACCA
Messenger RNA from Macadamia integrifolia, 2220 nucleotides. Its product is annotated as zinc-finger homeodomain protein 5-like. Gene Ontology annotation, cellular component: nucleus. Bases 610 to 1725 code for a protein of 371 amino acids. The record is from RefSeq and is a predicted model, not a curated record. The transcript has a single exon. Gene Ontology annotation, molecular function: DNA-binding transcription factor activity; transcription cis-regulatory region binding. Gene Ontology annotation, biological process: regulation of DNA-templated transcription; regulation of developmental process. NCBI's taxonomy places the organism in Eukaryota, Viridiplantae, Streptophyta, Magnoliopsida, Proteales, Proteaceae.